This is a messenger RNA of Phodopus roborovskii (desert hamster), 5389 nucleotides long. It is a transcript of the gene Rtl9, whose product is annotated as retrotransposon Gag like 9. The transcript has 4 exons. The coding region runs from base 272 to 4387 and encodes 1371 amino acids. NCBI's taxonomy places the organism in Eukaryota, Metazoa, Chordata, Mammalia, Rodentia, Cricetidae. The record is from RefSeq and is a predicted model, not a curated record.
ACAGCAGAGGUCACAGAGUGUCUGCAGGGUCUAAGAGAGAAGUUACCAGACAACACUCUGGUCUUCCAAGUUGAAGGAACACUAGAGAAGCCCUUCAGAGACUCAAAGGCAGUGUGUGACUCUCCUGUGAGCUAAGAGCAUUGGCUGAGUCAGACAGACCCGAGUGACAAGCCCAGCUUCACUCCCUCUCAGCUGUAAGAGCCAAGGUUUCCUUGAUUUGUGGGCCCUGAUGUCAACACAUUAGAGUCUCCAUCCUCCCUGCCCUAUAGCCAUGGCAGACAUGUCAAUACCAUUGCAUUCAUUACGAUUCAACAAUAUGAUGAGGGAGGAAAAUAGUGACCCCCAAAACAGGGGGGCAACUUUCCCUAGACCAAUGGCAGAGACAAGAGCAGAGGUUCAAAUCCUACAUUCUCAGUUGCAGUUGCCUAUAGUCUCAACUUCAGCCUCAGAUCUCGGAGGGACAGCUACACAAUUGAUGACAUCCACUGCCUUUGACAGUCUACCCUCCACACCUGUCAUGGGAGCACCACACUCUGGGACAUUGUCCCCACAGCUGAUGUCAGCUUCAGACUCCGGGACCCUGUCUCCACUGCUAAUGACAGCCUCAGAUUCAGGAACAUUGUCCCCACUUCUAAUGCCAGUCUCAGACUCUGGGGCACUGUCCCCACUGUUGAUGCCGACCUCAGAUUCUGGAACAUUGUCCCCAUUGUUGUCUACUUCAGACUAUGGGUUAAUGUCUCCAGGGAUGAUGACAAUUCCUGACUUUGGAACAAUGUCCACAGCACUAAUGGCAGCAUCAGAUUCUGCAGAGAUAUCACCAUUGGCAAUGCCAGUUCCGUCCUCUGGAGUGAUAUCUGCACCUGUAAUGAGUACUUCGUCCUCUGAGGCAUCGUUAAUGCUAGGAUCAGAUCCUGGUGAGAUAUCCCCACUCCUGAUUCCAGAUAUGAACCCUGGAGUGGCAUCUACACCACCAAUGACAGCUCCAGGCUCUGAAGCAAUGUCCCCAUUGCAAAUUACUGAUGAGGACACAGAAGCAAUGUCCAAAGUGCUAAUGACUGCUCUAGCUUCUGGGGAGAUAUCAUCGCUGCUAAUGUCAGGCACAGACUCUGAAGUGAUAUCCUCUCUGAUCAUGUCAGCUCUAGCUUCUGGAGAACCAACAACUCAGCCAACAAACCCUCAGGAAUCCGAGGGAAUUCCCACAGUGCUCAUGUCAGGUUCAGACUCUGGAGUCAUGUCUUCACUGCCUAUGCCAGAACCAAUUUCUGGUUCUGGAGCAAUGUCUACAUCACUGCUGUCAAUCCCAGAUACUGGAGAAACAGCCACAUUACCAAAGCCAGUCCCAGAUGCUGAGGCAAUGUCCCCACUGCUAAUGACUGCUCUCACCUCCACAGUGAUGCCUACUCAGUUGAUGCCAGCACCUGGUUCUGGAGUGAUGUCCCCAGACAUAACACAAAAUAUCAACUCUGAGAUCAUGUCUGUUCCACCAAUAAGAGUCCCAGCCACUGGAUUGAUGUCCACACUACCAGUGAGAGCUUCUGAUACAGGGGCGAUGCCCAUGCAGUUAACGAGAGUCCCUGCAUCAGGAAAUACGUCCACAUCACAAAAGACAAUUCCAGUCUCUGGAUCAAUGACAACUCCACUGAUGGCUGCCACAAGCCCUGGAGCAAUGUUCACAGAACAAAUGUCAACCACAGCCUCUGGUGUGAUGUCUACACAUUUAACAAUGGCCAAAACACCAGGAAUAAUGCCCAUAGGCUUUACGAAGUCCACAGCAAAUGGAGCAGUUUCUGCACAGCGAGUAAGAGGUUCAUCUUCUGGACUGAUGUCCACCCAGUCAGGUAUAGCUACAGCUUCUGAAAUGUCUGUGUCACAAUCAACCUCUGGGUCAGUGUCCACACAGAAAAUUCGAGCUCCUGUCACUGGACCAAUGUCCACAUCACAAAUAAGAACCACAGCCUCAGGACUGACAUCUACACCACAAAUGAGAGCCACAGCCUCAGGAGCAAUGUCUACUCCACUAAUGACAGCCAAAACCUCUGGAUCAUCAUCUCCACUGCUAAUGAGAGACACAGCUUCAGGAGUGAUAUCCAUGCCACAGAUGAGAGCUCCAGGCCCCGGAGCCUUGUCCAAGCCACUAAUGACAUCCAAAGCUUCUGGAAUGUUCAUGCAGCAAAUGACAACUGCAGCUUCUGGAGCAAUGCCCACAUCACUAAUGAGAGACACAGCUACUGGAGUUCUGUCCAUGCCACAGAUGACAGACCCAGCCUCAGGAGGCAUGUCCACACCACUAAUGAGAGCCACGGCUUCUGGAGUGAUGUCUACAUCACAGAUAACAACCACCACCUCUGGAGGCAUGUCUAAGCCUCUAGCAAGAGUCCCUGGUCCUGGGGCAACAUCCAUAUCACUAAUGAGAGCCACAGCCUCUGACAAGAUGCCUGGUCAGGCAAUAAGCAUUCAAGAUUCUGGAGGGGUAUCUACACCACUCAUGAGACCUGUUGCUUUGGGAGGGAUGCAGAUGAGAUCCCAGGCCUCAGCAACUAUGUCUACACCCCUAAUGAGGGCCUCAGACUCAUCAGAGAUGUCUACAUUGCUCUCAAAAGCCUCAUCCUGUGGAGAGAAGCCUCUACUACUAAUGAGACCUCCAGCUUCUGGAGAGAUAGCUCCAUCCCCAAGAGCCCCAGUUUAUGGUACAAUAUCUGCUCCACCCAUGACAGCUCCAGCCUCGAGUAUGAUGUCCAUGCCACCUAUGAAGGUUUCAGUCCCUGUAUCAGAGUCCACACCACUCUUGAGACCCACAGAUUCUGGAAUGAUGUCUGUGCCACUGAUGAGAACCCCAGCUUCCAGAGCAAAGUCCAUACCUCAAAUGAUGGCCACAGCUUGUGGAGACAUAUGCCCACUCCCAGUGCAAGCUCCAGCCAGUGCAGCAUUAUCUACACCACCAGUCAGAGCACCAGCCUCUUCAACCAUAUCUACAACACUUAGGAGACCCUCGUCUGGAGCUAUGGCCACAGAGAUAGCGAGAGCUCCAGGCCCUGGAAUUAUGUCCACUACACAGCUGGCAGCUAUGGCGUCUGGAGAGAUGUCUAAGCCACUAAUGAGGGCUUCAGCUCCUGGAACCAUGCCCACACCUUUGAUGUCACCCAUGACUUCUGGAGAGAUGUCUAUGCCACUAAUGAAAACCAUGCCUUCUGGGACAAUGUCAACCCUACAAACCAAACUUGUGAGUGCUAGAGCUACAUCCUUGCCGCAGCCAACAAAUACAGCUUCUGGGGGAAUGGCUAAUCCCCCACUGAGAGCCUCAGCCUCUGGAGUAGUAUCUACACCUCUUAUGAGAACCUCAGCUCCAGGAAUGAUGUCUAUGCCACUACCGAGGGCCACAGCCUCAGGAGGGAUAACCAUGCCACACAUGGCAGCUCCAACCUCUGGAGAGAUGUCUACACCACUAAUGAGUACCCCAGCACCUGGAAAAAUGUCCACAUCACAACCAGCCUUUGGAAUGACACCCAUUGUGAAUAUCAAAGCCACAGACUCAGGAGAGGCAUCUACCUCUCACUUCAGAGCCACAGCCCCUGGAUCAAAGAGCACACCACAUGGGACUGCCACAAACCCUGAGAUGAAGAACCCACCACCAAAAGAAGUGCCAUCCCUUGGUAUGUUGACCCCAGCACUCUGUUACCUCUUAGAGGAGCAAGAAGCAGCCCGAGGUUCAUCCUCUGUGGAAGAAGAUGCAGAGGAGAUUGAUGAGGAGAAGCAAAUGAAGGGGUUUUUAAAUGAUUCUGAGAAAAUGGCAUUUCUGGUGUCUCUUCAUCUGGGGGCAGCAGAGAGAUGGUCUAUCUUGCAGAUGGAGGUCGGAAACCCCCUCUCCGGUGAAAACAAGUCUUUCUUGAGAAGAUCACAGGGCUUAUAUGACUCCCUGUCUGAGAUAGACAUCCUAAGUGCUGUUCUUUGCCAUCCCAAGCAGGGCCAGAAGUCAGUCAGACAGUAUGCCACUGACUUCCUGCUGCUGGCCCGACAUUUGUCUUGGUCUGAUGCCAUUCUACGGACCAGGUUUCUGGAAGGACUCUCGGAAGCUGUUACCACCAAAAUGGGUCGUAUCUUCCUGAAGGUGGCCGGCAGCCUGAAGGAACUGAUAGAUAGGUCUCUGUACACUGAGUGUCAGUUGGCUGAAGAGAAGGAUUCCUCAGGCAACUCAUGCCAAGUUGUGCCAACAUCUUGUAAGCGGAACAAUGAGGAGGCCAUGGAGAGUGACCUGGGCUCUCAGCAGCAGACUGAGGAGCACCAGCAUGUUCCCAAACGCUGUUACUACUUGAAAGAACAUGGAGACCCCCAAGAAAGUCUUCAUGACCACCUUCGACAGAGCGCACAGAAGGCCCCCACCAACAAGUAGUACUCCUUGAAAUCUUCUGCGAUUUCUGCCUUGGCUGCUAACCUGAGGACUGGUUCCUGGACCCAUUCCAUUCAAAUAUAUCAUAAACCUUGUUGCCUUCACCUUCCAGCCUUCCCCUUCAGGCACAUCCCACUUUAUCUCCUGUUUUUGGUUGCCUUGACAUUCUCUUUCACCUAUAUGCCUGUGACCUGCCCUGACAAUCAGUGUGGACUAUAAGAAUGUAUGGUGUAUGAGAGUCUGAGCUCCCAUCAUCAUCACCAUCAAGGCUUUUUCAAAUUCUUGGUCCAGGGAGAAGUCUAGGCAGGAGAAAUCAUGUCCUACCUCAAAACACCUUAGAGUGUCUUGCCACAUGUCACCAGGCAAACUUGAGGAAAACCUUGUCCUAUUCCACCUGGCAGGGGAGCCUAUAAAGAGAGAGAUACCCACUCCUAUACCAUCUGUUCAAAUCAGCAGAUUCACCCUUAUAUGCCCCAACUCAUAGUACCUAAAUGGGUCUCCAGGGCCCUUGCCCUGUUUAUAGUCUCCAUCCUGAACCAUUGUUUUGACCCAUAGUAUUAAUAAUAGUGAUAUUAAUGGCUAACAAAUGUUGGUAAUGUGCCAUGUGACUGGUACUGAGCUAAACCCUUGAAAAGCACCAUCUCACUACAGUGUUAUAGUACCUAACUUGUUCCUGUGUUGUUAGCUUCUGAUCUCUUGCUUAUGGCCCUUGUCCUUCAGUGUGGAAUCUCUAGCUAUGACCUCUGGGUGAUCCCCUCAGUUGUCAAUUGCCCUUGCUCCCCUUGGUUGUUGUGCUUUGUGGCCAGCAUUCUCCUUAAGGGUCUCGGUGUCUAAACAGGUGUAGGUAGUUAGAACAUAAUAUGAACAGUGUUUGCCUUCAGGUGGUGGGUUAUAUGUUUUUUUUUUAAUUUUUGUCUUUGUACUGUUCUCUGUAAUUUCCAGAUUCACUACAGUAAGCAUGUAUUACGUUUGUAACCAUAAAUAAAGGCAAUUUGUGAAAAUGAA